Molecule: messenger RNA, 1102 nt
Organism: Fragaria vesca subsp. vesca
Lineage: Eukaryota; Viridiplantae; Streptophyta; Magnoliopsida; Rosales; Rosaceae
Exons: 2
Coding region: 231-686 (151 amino acids)
Source: RefSeq, a predicted model, not a curated record
GACACCCUAAUUACUGACCACCACACCAACCGGCCCAAUCUGAAGAUUGGUAGCGAAGGAAACAGUUGCUCAAAUCUGGUGGUUGAAGAAUGUCGAGCUCGGAGGUUGAAGAAUGUUUAGAGCCAGAGGUGCAUAAAUUUCUUAUUUAGCUGGGCGUCACAGCGGGACCCAAUGGAGGUGGAAUUGAACUAUCUUGCAUCAAAGGAAGAAGCAUUGCUCUGAUCAAACACAUGUUCUUCAAGAUAACUCGCCCCUUUCGUCUUUGGAUUGACCCACCAAGUGCUCACAUGAUUCCCAUCCACUUAAGGUUCUUCAACCAGUACCGAACCCGUGCCUCCAUACAUUCUCCAAUCCACAUUGGGAAACUAAAACUCUACGGUGAACGACGGUUCAUGGUCCCUGUCUCAGAUGCCAUACCUGAAAGGAGGGAUAUGUAUAAGGAGAUUAUUGAAGGGUAUAUUUCCACCAUGGUUGUUGUUCCUGAAAUUAUACAACCAGGUAUUAUGCAAAGGAUAUACCAGGCGAUUGAAAAGGCCGAGCCUGGUUGGCCUAUUGAUGUGGUCAUAAUGGCCGUGACUGUUGACAUUUUGGGCAAGUCUGUCGUUCCAACAAGCAAAUCAGUGUUUCACCAUCUGGAAAAUGUGAGACUUGAUAGUUUGGAAUCUGCUGUUAGACAGAAGCCGUGACGUUUUUGUGGCACGAGCCUUGAUCACUUUUACGAUGCAGGAGAAUGGAUUACUCGCUUGCCCUGCUCCCACCUUCUUCAUGUAGGUUUCUUUGUCCAGUGUUUGGAGCUGAGUCCUGCGCAUGAUUGCCCCACCUGUGGUCACCCAUCAGAUAUUGUGAAAUGUCAGAAAGAGAAACUCUGUAUUGUGAAUGCGAUAACAAAACCCUCAGAGCCACGGGCUUGGCCUAUGUUGUUGCUCAUGUCGUCAGCAGGCUCUAUGUUAACUGGUGCGCUUAUUGGCAGACUGUUGGUGAAUAGAGCCUUAGGAUAGGACUUUUCUCAUUCCUGCAGAGUUGCCUUGAUGCUCAAGGGAUGUCUUGCCCCUUAAUGGAAUUAUGAUACAUGUUAUUGAUUACAAUGGUCAAUCUAGCCAUG